AUGACUACAUUCCUCCUCCGCGACAUCCGCAUCUUUACUGGCGAAGAGACCAUCGACGAAGGGUUCGUUCAUGUACAAAAUGGCAAGAUCAAGGCCCUCGGUCGGAUGAGUGAUGCGCCGCUCGAUCCAGUAAAAACCUACUCCAAACCAGGACAUACUGUUCUUCCAGGGUUGAUUGACUGUCACAUCCAUGCAGACAAGGCCGAUCCAGAAGCCCUGCCUCAAGCUCUACGCUUUGGUGUGACUACCGUGUGCGACAUGCACAACGAGUUAGAGAACGUACAAAAGCUGAAGAAGCAGACCAUGGAACCCGACACCGCUUCGUACAAGACGGCAGGCCAGGCUGCUACUAUUGAGAAUGGCUGGCCUAUACCUGUCAUCACAGCCCAUGACAAGACUCCAGAGACCGCAGCGGCGAUUGCGAAAUGGCCAAAACUGACGGACCGGGAUAGUGUGGUGGAGUAUCUAGAAUGGACUGGGAGGGAGAUGCAACCAGAUUACAUCAAACUCAUGCACGAGAGCGGAACUGCCAUGGGUCAGAACUUUAGUUAUCCUUCGGUCGAACUGCAAAGUACGAUCAUUUCAGAGGCCAAAAAGCGGGGAUACUUGACCGUUGCACAUGCUCUAUCCAUGCAAGAUACACUCGAUGUUCUCAAUGCAGGUGUCGACGGUCUCACACAUACGUUCCUCGACCAGCUGCCGACCCAAGAGCUAGUAGAUGCAUACAAAAGAAACAACGCAUGGGUCAACCCGACACUUGCUGCGAUAGGCAGUCUGACGACGGAGGGGAAAGAGCUGCAGCAUCGAUUUGCACAUGAUCCCAGGGUAGAAGGAUUGAUCAACGAAGAUCGUGUAGGCAACAUGUGCAGGUGCAUGGGCUUUGCUGCUGGGAAAGGGAAAGUGGAGAUCGCAUAUCAAGGCGUGAAAAGAUUGAGAGAAGCGGGGGUCGACAUUGUGUGUGGAAGUGAUUCCGCAGGUCCUGCAGUAGGGACGGCAUUUGGCCUGUCGAUGCAUCACGAAUUGUACCUUCUCGUAAACAAGGUUGACAUGACACCUGCCGAGGCUUUGCGCUCGGCCACAAGCCUGAUCGCCAAACGCUUCAAAUUCACGGAUCGUGGUCGCCUGGCUGAGGGGCUGAACGCAGAUUUGUUACUGGUAGAAGGAAACCCACUUGAAGACAUUGAUGCGACUCUAAAUAUCCGCGGUGUUUGGCGGGAAGGCAGUCUUUGUAGCACGUAUCUUGCAAAGCUUGAAGCUGGUGUCGAGCCCCUGAUGGGUUGA
Messenger RNA from Alternaria postmessia, 1281 nucleotides. RefSeq lists its product as uncharacterized. Gene Ontology annotation, molecular function: hydrolase activity, acting on carbon-nitrogen (but not peptide) bonds. Lineage: Eukaryota; Fungi; Ascomycota; Dothideomycetes; Pleosporales; Pleosporaceae. The transcript is spliced from 2 exons. Bases 1 to 1281 code for a protein of 426 amino acids. The record is from RefSeq and is a predicted model, not a curated record.